CGGUUCGGUUUCGGGCAAUCGCUGCGGCUCCCUCUCUCUCUCUAUCUAUAUUUUCUCUCACUCUCCAUCGGUCGCUGUGUGGCCAAAUAGUACGCGACUUUCUCGUCUCCGUGUGUGUGCGAGUGUGAAUGUGAGUGUUUGUGUACGCUGAAGCGCUACGUCGAUGUUUGCUCCUCCUAACUUUAUGCACUCGUAAAUAAACAAAAAUAAUCCUAAAACGAUAAUAAAAAUGUCUGGCAAUGAUGUUUCGGUGACUGAAACAGCACAAAGCGAUCAGUAUUUGCCCGCAACGGCGGCUGGGGCGCAUCAUCAAUAUUAUCGCUACCACGGCCACAAGCAUCCACAACAGCAACAAAGCUGCAUGAGGCACAUACCACAACAAAAACAACAGCUGCAGCGUCAGCUGCAAUGGGAGCAACAACAACAACUGGUCAACAACUCAUCGAGCGAGUUCGAUGAGUUCCACUGGCCGAGCAAGCAGCUGCAAGAGUCGAUCGCUGGCGGUGCACUGGGUGGUGGAGCAGCGGGUGGUGGCAAAAUCUAUAUAACACCCGCAGACAUUCCGCCACCGCCCCAUCCGCCACAUCCGCACGGCAGCGGCGGCAACAGUAGCCACAGUCAUAACAAUGGCAACAAAAGCAGACAGCACCCGCAGCACCACCAUCAGCAUCCACAGACACCACAUCGAACGCCGCCACAUCGCUGCAAAUGCGAACAUCCAAUUGAGCUGCUCGAUUAUGACUUUGAGGAUGCAACGGCCGCAACAUCCGCUGCCGCUGCCGCUGCCACAGCCGCAGCCUCCGCCCUUCAUCACUCGCAUCGUCACCAGCACCCGCCCUACUAUUACAAGGCAAGUGGCGCCAUCGCCAAUUCAGCGACAGCAGGUAGCAGCUAUCAGCUGAGGCGCCACAGCGCCAAGUUGCACGAAUCCAUGCUGGGCGGACUCGGUGGGAGCAGCAUCGAUGAUGAUGAUUUGCACAGCGCAGGUGGUUUCGGCGACGGCAUGACACGCUUUAAGAACCUGGUCUACUCCAAGGAAAAGAAACGCCGAUUGCGCAUUAUAUUAUGCAUUGUUGGUGCAAUUGUCGCCGUUGCCCUACUGGCUACAUUGCUGGUCAUAUUCCUGGGCAGCGACGAUGAUAACGGCAGCAGUGAUAAGCCCAAUGAUAAUGCCAUCAAUCUGGAGGAUGUGCUUAGCGGACAAUUAUAUGCGAAACGCUUCAAUGGCAGCUGGAGCAAUGGCAACAAUGUGAUAUACAAGGAACAUGCGGACAUUGUGGAGAUGGAUCUAAAGACGCUGGCAGUCAACACGCUGUUGGCCAAUGCAUCACACUAUGUGCUGUAUGAGAAAUCGGCAGAUGGUCAACUUUUGCUGCUGGCCAAGAACUAUAAGAAAAACUUUCGCUAUAGUUUUCUGGCCCAAUAUGAUAUAUACAAUUUGAGCUCGAAUAUCAUGUUACCGUUGACCAUACAGAAUGAGCCAGCUUUUCUAAGCAUGGUUCAAUGGUCUCCUGUGGGCAAUGCGUUGAUCAUUAACUAUAAUCGCAAUCUGUACUAUAAGAAGAGCGCUUUAGAGACAGAAAUACCAAUUACAACCAAUGAGAACGGCAUCUAUUUGAAUGGCAUACCCGAUUGGGUCUAUGAGGAGGAGGUGUUCAGCUCGAAUGUGGCCACCUGGUUCAAUCCAUCCGGCACACAAAUAUCAUUCAUUCAGUUCGAUGAUUCACCCACGCAUGUCAUCAAUUUCCCCUAUUAUGGCGAUGCUGGCGAUUUGCGUUUCCAAUAUCCUUUGCAUCAGGAGAUACCAUAUCCCAAGGCGGGCUCCUCAAAUCCCCGUGUAGUGCUCUUCAUAGCAGAUCUCGAGGCAGCAGUGGCUGGCAAUCACUAUCUCACUUCCAUGCCAGUGCCAAGUGCACUCAACACUGAAACUGAUUAUAUAGUCACCGUUGUCAGUUGGCUGGAUGAUAAUAAUGUUCUGUCCGUAUGGAUGAAUCGCAUACAGAACGCUGCUUAUGUUGUCAGCUUCGAUGGACGUAGUCGGAAGGUGCUCUACAGCACAGAAUCGAAGACUGGUUGGGUUGAUCUGUAUACGGCACCAUUUAAGAACCGUAACGGUUCACGGCUCGCAUUUGUGCUGCCCCAUGAGAACUAUAAGCAACUGCAACUGCUGUCGACAGAUGUGAGCAAUGCGAAGUUGGAGCCACUGACUAGCGGCAAGUUCGUUGUGGACAGCAUACUCCAUUGGGAUGCGACGCAUGAUGUCAUCUUCUACACGGCCAACACAGAAGAGCAUCCCGAGCAGUUGCAUCUCUACGCAAUACGUGCGGCGACAACGCGUAAGCAGACGGCCAAGUGUCUCACAUGCAAACUGAUGACAUCGGGCGAUGUGGAACAGAGCUAUUAUUCGGCCAUUUUCAAUGACCAUAAUGAAAUUGUGAUUACCUCGCUGGGACCGGGCAUACCCACAACAUCUGUGUACGAGUGGACCUAUGCGAACUCUCAGGUGACGCUGAAGAAGCUACUGGAUUGGGAGAGCAAUGAGGUGUUGCGUGGCAAGCUGCAGGGCGUGGCAGUGCCCUCCCAUAAAAUACUCACAAUCAACAUCGAUGGCGGUUUCCAGGCGAAGGUGCUGCUACAAUUACCGCCCAAUUUGGAUACCAGUGGCAAAACCAAAUAUCCAAUGCUUGUCGAUGUCUACGGCGGACCCGAUUCAUAUUCGGUGACAAACAAAUGGAUGAUGGACUGGGGCACUUAUCUGUCCUCGAAUCAAUCUGUGAUCUAUGCUAAGAUCGAUGGACGCGGCUCGGGUUUGCGGGGCGAGACCCUUUUGCAUGCAAUUUAUCUGCAGCUGGGCACUGUCGAGAUAAGUGAUCAGAUAAAGGUCACGCAGAAUCUGACGGAAAUGUUUAACUACAUCGAUCCUGAUCACAUUGGCAUCUGGGGCUGGAGCUAUGGUGGCUAUGCGGCGGCCAUGGCCCUGGCUAAUGAUAACAAUAAUGUAUUCAAAUGCGCUGCCUCCAUUGCACCAGUCACCGACUGGACCUAUUAUGAUUCCAUUUAUACGGAACGUUAUAUGGGCUUGCCGGAAACUAAUGAGAUUGGCUAUGCCAACUCUAGACUGAGCACGCGUGCCGAGAAGCUGCGGGACAAGAAAUAUUUGCUCGUCCAUGGCACAUCCGAUGACAAUGUGCACUACCAGCAGGCUAUGAUCCUGGCCAAGAAUCUGGAGCGACACGACAUUCUGUUCAAACAAAUCAGCUAUGCCGAUGAGGAUCAUGGACUGGCCAAUGUGCGUCCGCAUUUAUAUCACUCGCUGGAUAGAUUCUUUGGCGAAUGCUUUGCCAGCAGCCGGCUGAUGAAGAGCGCCAAGUAGGGUGUCUCAAACUAAAUAAAACUUAAAGUCUAGUUUAAUGAAUUUAAUAUGAUAAAAUGUAAAAGCUUGCAGGAAAACUAGAGAAGAGCUAAUUAAUUGGUACUUAAAAAGUUGCAUUUCAAUUUAUAAAAGUUUCAUGAUAAAUCAAUUAAAAAAUGUAGUUAAAAAUGCUUCAGAACACCAAAAAAAAAGACACACACACAAAAUAAAAUCAAACUAAUGCAGGUCCAAAAGUGUUAUAAGAUAACUUUGAACAAUAAUAUUUGAGAAAAUGCAUUUUAAGACAUUUUAAGCAUACAAUUUAAAAAUAAAAAUAUAUUUAUAGAAAAUAAAUCAAAUUAAUUAUUAACUAGCUGCAGACGAUGUCAAAAACGUAGUUAGUGCCUGUUCAAAUAGAAAUUUCAAAUUAUACUGAAAACAAUUUCACAAUUAAACUGUAGAUAACAUCUAGGAAUUUUUGUAAAUCAUUUGCUGGCGCUCAAAUUAAUAACUAGUAGAGAAAAAAAACUUGCAACUUAAUGAGAAAAGCAUAAAAGAUAAUAAUGAAAAUAAAUCUGUACAUUUUUUCCAGCUGAAAUAAUUAGCUUGUAGUCUCUUAGUUUUUUUAAUUUGCCGCAUUGUAAAAAACAAUCACUGAAUUUGUAAAUAAAUAGUUGUUAAAAAGGCUUUUGUAAAUUAGAUGGAAAAUGUGUAUAGGCAACAGUUAAAAUGGAAUAAUAAAAUCACACAAAACAAAACAAAAACAAA
This is a messenger RNA of Drosophila grimshawi, 4120 nucleotides long. RefSeq names its product venom dipeptidyl peptidase 4 (gene ome). The record is from RefSeq and is a predicted model, not a curated record. The transcript has 11 exons. Gene Ontology annotation, biological process: proteolysis. NCBI's taxonomy places the organism in Eukaryota, Metazoa, Arthropoda, Insecta, Diptera, Drosophilidae. The coding region runs from base 230 to 3373 and encodes 1047 amino acids. Gene Ontology annotation, molecular function: dipeptidyl-peptidase activity; serine-type peptidase activity.